This is a messenger RNA of Cryptococcus wingfieldii CBS 7118, 1446 nucleotides long. RefSeq lists its product as hypothetical. Gene Ontology annotation, molecular function: protein dimerization activity. The coding region runs from base 1 to 1446 and encodes 481 amino acids. NCBI's taxonomy places the organism in Eukaryota, Fungi, Basidiomycota, Tremellomycetes, Tremellales, Cryptococcaceae. The transcript is spliced from 2 exons. The record is from RefSeq and is a predicted model, not a curated record.
AUGCUUUCCCCCACAUCAACUUCCCCCGUCUCCCCGGGUACAUACUCCACUCGCAACCCCCUUCUCCCCCCCGUCCCCCCCUCCUCCCACCCCGCCGCCGGCCCCGGCGCAGGGAUGCUCAAGCCCAAGCCCAAACCCCGCAAAAGAGUCAACACCGCCGAAAAGCGUUCCCAACACAACGCCAUCGAACGCGCCCGCCGCGAAACCCUAAACUCGAAAUUCAUCGUCCUCGCCCGUCUCCUCCCCUCCCUCGCCGACGCCCGCCGCCCGUCCAAGAGCGCGAUCGUCAACGGCAGUAUCAAGCACCUGGCGUAUCAGCGCGAACAGAGGUUGUUGGCGGCGAGGCUGUUGAGGGAGGUUUGGGGGGAGAGGGAGGAGUUGAUCAGGGAGGUCAAUCAGUGGAGGGGGAUGAAUGGGUAUCCCCAGAAAGAGGCGAGGGGAGUGCAAGGGGAGUGGGGGGAAGAGAUGGAAGAGGUGUUGGGGGUGGAGAAGGAGGCGUUUGGGACGUUUGCGGGGAUGGGGAUGGAGGAUGGGGAGGAGGGCGAGGAUGAGGAUAUCGCGGGGAAUGGGUUGAUCACGCCGAGAGAGUCGAUCGAUAAACUCCCCCUCGCCCCCUGGCCCGCGCCCGAGUACUACCCCAUGCCCAACUACCCUUCUUCCGCCUCCCUCACCUCCACUUUGGCUCCUGCCAACGGCAACGGCCCCUUCCUCUCUGACACUUCGGCGUCGGCGUCGGCGUCGGAGCAGUCCCCGAUGACAUACCACCACCCCGCGCUCACGCCCCCGCUGUCGGCGGUGGAGACGCAGACCAUGUACAGCCACACGCCUUCGCCAGCUUCGUCCCAUUCCCAGCGCUCGCAUUCUCUCUCUCUUUCCCACCACUCGCAGGGGCAGGGGGAGGACGUCAAGCCGUCGACACAGCAGCUCGGUGGACACCAGUCUUUCCCAGGCGUCCCAGGCGUACAGGGGGGAGGGGUACAAGGCGCACAGAUGAUGGCGCUGCAACAACAAUACUUUGUCAACCAGUCUUUGCAUGCGCAAGCCCAAGCGCACGGGCAUCCUCCCUUCCAUCCUUCGCUCUACGCCCACGGCCACGGUCACGCUCAAGGUCAAGCUCAAGCUCAAGCUCCAGGGGGGCAGGGGUACGAGUCUUUCCUGCAAGGGCAAGGGCAAGGGCAAGGACAGGACGUAUUCACGCAACAGCUUUUGGCUAGUAUCUUCCCGAGUAGCGGCGGUAUGGCGGCGGCUGCGGCCUCGCAGGGGCAAGGGGGGCAGGUUAGUAUGGUUGACCUUCAAAAGGCGGUUAGGACGGGUAUGGAACUUGGGUUUGGGAUGUCGGGGAUGGGUCAGUGGGCUGAGGCUUCCAACGCUGCCAACGCCGGCGGGUCUACUUCUCCUUCCUCUUCCAACGGCAACACCAACGCUACUGCUGUUGAAGGCUUCUAA